This is a messenger RNA of Cannabis sativa, 1626 nucleotides long. Its product is annotated as probable fructokinase-7. Gene Ontology annotation, cellular component: cytosol. The record is from RefSeq and is a predicted model, not a curated record. The coding region runs from base 299 to 1315 and encodes 338 amino acids. Gene Ontology annotation, biological process: fructose metabolic process. Lineage: Eukaryota; Viridiplantae; Streptophyta; Magnoliopsida; Rosales; Cannabaceae. The transcript has 7 exons. Gene Ontology annotation, molecular function: fructokinase activity.
AAAUAAAAAAUUAAAUAAGAUUUCAAUUGUAUUUAUUUAAGAAAAAGACUGGAACAUGCGUCGGCCUGGGUUAUAAAACUGGUUUGGGAAACUGAGGACGAAUGGUCAAAUGAUUUGUUUGGUACUGUCACCUCACAAACCAUUAUUCAAGAUUUAAACCCAACCCAACCCACCACUCUUCUACUUCUCCUCUUCUUCUUAACUUUUUUUGGUUCUCUCAAUUCACCAACCUGUAACCUUCUCUCUCCCUCUCUGCAAUUCUUAUUGCACCACCUCUGUUCUCAUUUUUAUCUUCAUUAUGGCUACGGAUCCCACCUCAGCUACAAAUGGAGUAUCAGAAAAUAACAAUUCACUUGUUGUUUGCUUUGGUGAACUAUUGAUUGACUUUGUGCCAAUGGUUGCUGGAGUUUCACUUGCUGAAGCACCUGCUUUCAAGAAAGCUCCAGGCGGUGCUCCUGCAAAUGUGGCCGUUGGCAUCGCAAAACUUGGAGGUUCUUCAGCUUUCAUAGGCAAGGUCGGUGAUGAUGAAUUUGGAUACAUGCUAGCUAAAAUUUUAAAAGAUAACAAUGUCAAUAACUCUGGUGUGCGAUUUGAUCCAACUGCAAGAACUGCAUUGGCGUUUGUUACACUCAGAGCCGAUGGAGAGCGUGAGUUUUUAUUUUUCCGAAACCCAAGUGCUGACAUGCUUUUUCGUGAAGAAGAACUUGAUGUUGCUCUUAUUAAAAAGGCAGGGAUCUUUCACUAUGGCUCCAUUAGUUUGAUUGAGGAACCGUCCAGGUCAACUCAUCUUGCUGCCAUGGGCAUUGCGAAAAAAGCUGGUUGCUUCCUCUCAUAUGAUCCAAAUUUGAGAUUAGCUUUGUGGCCCUCACCUGAGGCAGCUAGAGAAGGCAUAAUGAGUAUAUGGGACCAGGCUGAUCUUAUUAAGAUAAGUGAGGAUGAAAUUACAUUUCUUACUGGUGGUGAUGAUCCUUAUUCUGAUGAAGUGGUGUUAACAAAGCUUUUUCAUCCUAAGCUUAAGCUUUUGAUUGUAACUGAAGGGUCGGCGGGUUGCAGAUAUUACACAAAGGAGUUCAAGGGCCGGGUUCCUGGCGUUAAAGUUAAAGCUGUUGACACAACUGGUGCUGGUGAUGCUUUCGUCAGUGGGGUACUAAACAGCAUAGCUUCUGACCAAAGUGUUUGUCAGGAUGAAAAGCGACUGCGAGAAGCUCUACUUUUUGCAAACGCUUGCGGUGGCCUCACAGUUACAGAAAGAGGCGCCAUUCCAGCAAUGCCCUCAAAAGAUGAUGUGCUCCAAUUCUUAUCAAAUCAAGAGUAGGGAGCUGCUUGAUUAUAUAAAAGUUAAUGAAGCAGAGAAGAGACUAGAGUAAGUCAUAAAACAUGUACCAAACUAUUAUGUAAUCUGAGUUGUCGUUGAUGAGCUAAAUCAAAUGGCAUAAGCUCAUUUUAACUAGGUGUUUUGUAUAUUUUUAAACCAUUUUCUCGAUGAGUUUUUCUUUUUUCUUUUUUUUUUCUUUCUCCUUUGUUUAAAUUCAGUCAUGGUAUUAUAUAAUUGGUUGGUGGAAGGAAACUCUCCACUCCCCAUCUUACAAAUAAAUAAAUAAAUAAAAUACAUUUCCUUUUCUCUAA